Molecule: messenger RNA, 351 nt
Organism: Peromyscus eremicus (cactus mouse)
Lineage: Eukaryota; Metazoa; Chordata; Mammalia; Rodentia; Cricetidae
Product: large ribosomal subunit protein eL39
Exons: 1
Coding region: 49-204 (51 amino acids)
Biological process (GO): translation
Cellular component (GO): cytosolic large ribosomal subunit; ribosome
Molecular function (GO): structural constituent of ribosome
Source: RefSeq, a predicted model, not a curated record
UCCUUUCCUCCUCCAUCGUGCGGUGGGCUCCUGACUUGGCUUCUCACCAUGUCUUCUCACAAGACUUUCAGAAUCAAGCGAUUCCUGGCCAAGAAACAAAAGCAAAAUCGUCCUAUUCCUCAGUGGAUUCGGAUGAAAACUGGUAACAAAAUAAGGUACAACUCCAAGAGAAGACACUGGAGGAGAACAAAGCUGGGUCUGUAAGGAUUCACACAAUGGCAAGACAGAGUUUAUACAGAAUUGUGGGUCAUCAAGCAAUCCUACCACGUAGAGUUCAACAUUUUAACCUGAAGACUUGGUCGUGUUUUAAGUUGGGGGAGUAGUUUGUCCAGUAAUAAAAUGUAGAACCUU